AUGGCUUAUAAGAAAGUAACUACUACCACCUCCUUACCUCCAUUACCAAAGUUAAGAGUAAGAAGACCUGUGUUAAACAAAUCUACAAACCAAUGUUUGGUCAUCAUGACUUCAUUAUUGAACUGUUGGGCUGCUAAUGGUGAUGGUGCUGCUAGUUGUUUAAAUUUCGAAAAAGAUUUGAAAAAUUGUAUGGAAACCCAUAAACCAGAAAAGGAACAACUUUCCACCAUAAAUUACCAUGCUUCAAGAUUAUAUCCUAAAUUCAAAGGUACUGUUACUGAUUAG
Messenger RNA from Yamadazyma jaroonii, 285 nucleotides. NCBI's taxonomy places the organism in Eukaryota, Fungi, Ascomycota, Pichiomycetes, Serinales, Debaryomycetaceae. The record is from the annotation of a GenBank genome assembly.